AUGGGCAUUGACUUCAUUUUCACAUGGUAUCAACAAAAAAUUGGUACAUAUGACAAACAAAAAUGGGAAACAAAAAUCGAACAAAGAGAGCAAAGAAUACAUGGCUUAAAUCAUAUACAAACAAGAAGUGCGAAACCCAAUCCGGAUUUAAUAGACCUUGAUUUAGUGAGAGGUUCGUCUUUUACUAAGGCCAAACCGAAACAUGGUUUUAUUAAAGUUGCGAAGUUGGCCACCAUUAGAUGCAUCCUCUAUCCGUUCUAUGGAUACUGGUGGAUAGAGCAAACAUCGACAUAUGUAUUUUUCAUUUGUCUUAUUAUUUACGUUUUACAAAUUAUCAAUAUCGGCAUCUAUUGUGUUCAUACAUCGAUAGCUACUUACUCAGAGUCAGUAUCGUGCAUGGAAAUUAUCAUCCCAAUGGUUAUGCUUUGGGUUUUGUGUUUGAUUCAUUCUCAAAUCGUAUCGACGAGUCCCAGCAAUGAAGUAACCAAAUCAACAUUGAGUCACAGGGAGAUAAGGAAACGCAACAAUCUGAAGAAAAAACGUAGGGCGGAAAUGCAGGAACAAACGAGGACGAAGAAAGAAAAGAUAUUUAAUAUAGUUGAAAAGGAAUUUAGGCAAAUUGAAGCGUUGGAUUCUAGUCUGAAGAGCAACAAACGAAAUAAAAGUACGGAAAACGAAACUAGUGAUAAAAAUGUCGCUGAGAGUCGAAUUGAGGCUGUGAAUGGGUAUAGUACAGAAUCUGAAAGCGAAUCUAAACCUCUCUUUACGUCACGAAGGAAAUUAUCGAAUACAACCAAAGUUAAGCAUGUACCAACCAUCAGUAUUACAUCGCAAUACAGCAACUGCGAAACGGACGAAGAGAUAGCUCCAUCGUCGCCCGAGGUGAAGAAAAUCGAACGAUCUCCCGGCGAUUUGACAUCUUCGGCAACUGAAUGGAUGGGCGUGACGACGAACAGCGAUUGCAGCUACAGCUCCGACUUGGAGAACAUAUCGGACAGUCAAAUCGACAUCGAGAAAGAUAAUUAUAUUUACAAUAACGAUAUAGCUCCGACGGCUAUAUUAAAUCCGCCGUGCGCUAGAGUGAGCUGCAUCAUUUGGGAGAAGAACGACAUGAAGAAAGCUGAUCUUACUAUGUUAGAAAUCAGUUCAGUGAUAAUCGGAAAAGUCGAUUGUAUGCCGGAAAGCAGGGAUUACUUUUAUAUCGGCAUUGUAAUAUCGACACUAUUGGCCUUCUUGCCUGUAAUUUGUAAAAUUUCCAAUAUAUCCUUCGAGAAUCUAUUGGAGUUGAAAUGCUUUAUCGAAAAUCUCUAUAUUAACAUAACGACAGCUAUACCGGAAGAUCGUGAUUCUUUGUUGAUAUUGCACGAGUCGAUGUUAGAGGAGGUCAUUUUGACGACUAGGAAAUGGCUGUUGGCUACAUUUGAGUGCGGAUUUUGGGAAUAUCUGAUAAUGGGGAUAGCUUUAGUGCAACGUUGGAUUUUGGCCUCAAUGAUAUUUUUUUUGCUAGCUGUUGCAGAACGAACGUUCAAGCAAAGGCUCUUGUACGCCAAAUUGUUCUCCCACUUGACGUCGUCUCGUCGAGCCAAAAAAUCCGAACUGCCGCACUUUCGGCUCAACAAAGUGAUCAACAUCAAGACUUGGUUGUCAGUAAGAUCGUAUUUGAAGAAAAGAGGACCACAAAGGUCCGUCGACGUCAUCGUAUCAACGGCGUUCGUUGUUAAUUUGUUGUUGUUAACGUUUUUGUGCGUCGAGGUAUUGAAGGACACGGUUUGGUUUUCCCAAUAUUACCUGGAAGCUCUGGUGUGGUGUAUCGGAUUGGGUAUACUUCUGUUGAGAUUCAUGACGUUAGGUACGAAGAUCAAUAAAAAAUACAGGAAUCUGUCCGUGUUGAUAACGGAACAGAUUAAUUUGCAUCUACAGAUCGAACAGAAGCCGCACAAAAAAGACGAACUGAACGUGGCCAAUAACGUUUUAAAGCUCGCCAUAGAUCUACUAAAGGAAUUGGAAAACCCGUUCAAAAUAUCGGGCAUAUCGGCGAAUCCUAUUCUGUACAACUGCACGAAAUUAGUGAUCCUGUCCGCCCUCUCUGGAGUAUUUUCGGAAAUGCUCGGAUUUAAAUUGAAG
Molecule: messenger RNA, 2124 nt
Organism: Psylliodes chrysocephalus
Lineage: Eukaryota; Metazoa; Arthropoda; Insecta; Coleoptera; Chrysomelidae
Source: the annotation of a GenBank genome assembly